This is a messenger RNA of Magallana angulata, 1040 nucleotides long. Its product is annotated as proteasome subunit alpha type-4-like. The transcript is spliced from 9 exons. The record is from RefSeq and is a predicted model, not a curated record. Gene Ontology annotation, biological process: ubiquitin-dependent protein catabolic process. The coding region runs from base 97 to 867 and encodes 256 amino acids. NCBI's taxonomy places the organism in Eukaryota, Metazoa, Mollusca, Bivalvia, Ostreida, Ostreidae. Gene Ontology annotation, cellular component: cytosol; nucleus; proteasome core complex, alpha-subunit complex.
GAAUUCGAAUUACCCUUUUUUAGUUUUUACGUCUAUUAGCUUUAUAGUGUAGACGAAAUUUACCUCCAAUCUGUAACUCUUCAGUCGGCUUUCAACAUGUCACGGCGAUAUGACUCAAGAACAACAAUAUUUUCUCCAGAAGGGAGAUUAUAUCAGGUGGAAUAUGCCAUGGAGGCUAUCGGUCAUGCAGGAACCUGUUUGGGUAUCCUAGCUAAUGAUGGGGUUUUGCUGGCUGCAGAGAGACGCAACACAAAUAAACUCUUGGACGAAGUUUCAUAUUCAGAAAAAAUUUACAAACUUUACAAUGACAUGGCUUGUAGCGUUGCUGGAAUUACAUCAGAUGCAAAUGUUUUAACAAACGAACUCCGUCUAAUUGCUCAGAGGUUCCAUUUACAAUAUCAAGAACCUAUUCCCUGUGAGCAACUUGUUAGCUCAUUGUGUGAUCUGAAGCAAGCUUACACUCAAUUUGGAGGAAAGCGACCUUUUGGUGUAUCUCUUUUAUACAUGGGCUGGGAUAAACACUAUGGAUUUCAGCUUUAUCAGAGUGACCCCAGUGGAAAUUAUGGAGGAUGGAAAGCCACUUGUAUUGGAAAUAACAGUGCUAAUGCAGUUUCAAUGCUGAAACAAGAGUAUAAAGAAGGGGAAAUGAAUCUAAAUGAUGCUUUGCUGUUAGCCAUCAAAACCUUGAGUAAGACCCUGGACAUGACUAAAAUAACAGCUGAUAAAGUUGAAAUAGCCACAUUGACCAGAGAGAACGGGCAGACAAAAAUGACGAUUCUGGGAGCUCCUGCUGUGGAGGAAGUUAUUAAGAAACACGAGGAAAUAGAAGCCAAAGCUGAGGCUGAGAAAAAGAAGGAAAAAUCCUAAACUUUAUGUUGUAAUAACUUGUUUGUGUUAAGACAAAAGGCUGGAAUGCUAAGAUUUCUUUCAGAGUUUCAUCAUUAAAAACUGUCAUAAACAUUAGUGCUGUUCUACAUUUUGUGAUGCAUAUAUCUAUGAUCUUUGUCAUUCAUGAUUGAAUAAAAACUCUUCAAAUUUGU